Messenger RNA from Penicillium angulare, 2391 nucleotides. RefSeq names its product beta-glucosidase. Gene Ontology annotation, molecular function: beta-glucosidase activity. The record is from RefSeq and is a predicted model, not a curated record. Gene Ontology annotation, biological process: glucan catabolic process. The transcript is spliced from 9 exons. The coding region runs from base 1 to 2391 and encodes 796 amino acids. NCBI's taxonomy places the organism in Eukaryota, Fungi, Ascomycota, Eurotiomycetes, Eurotiales, Aspergillaceae.
AUGUUUACAGAGAAGGCCGCUCUGGCUUUGGCCGUUUUUUCACUUUGUGGACUUGCUCAUACUGAGGGCCAAAUCACUUCUGACACUCAUUUCUAUGGAGAGUCCCCGGCUGUGUACCCCUCACGAUCUGGUGACUGGGCUGGGGCUUAUAAGAAGGCCUCAGCUCUGGUUGCUCAGAUGACAUUAGAAGAGAAGAACAAUCUCACAUACGGAAUCACAUCAGAUACUACCAGUUGCGUUGGGGUUAUUGGAGCUAUUGAACGUCUUGGAUUUCCUGGACUAUGUAUGCAGGAUGCGGGUAAUGGAGUUCGCAUGGCAGACUUUGUUAAUAGUUAUCCAAGUGGAAUCCAUGUCGGUGCUAGUUGGAACAAGUCGCUUGCCCAUGAUCGCGGCUGGCAUAUGGCUGGAGAGUUCCGCACUAAGGGUAUUAAUGUCGCACUUGGGCCUGUAGUUGCCCCGUUAGGAAGAACUACCACCAAUGGAAGAAAUUGGGAAGGUGUUGCUAGUGAUCCGUAUCUGAGUGGCGCACUCGCAGCCUCUACGGUAGAUGGUAUGCAAGGUCAGGGUGUUAUUGCCAGUGUCAAGCACUUUAUUGGAUACGAACAAGAAGCCUAUCGAAACCCUACCACCAACUCAGACAAUGAAACUGUUGCGUCCGUGUCUAGCAACAUUGAUGAUAAGACAAUGCAUGAAUCCUAUCUAUGGCCUUUCCAAGAUGCACUGAAGGCAGGUGCCGGAAAUAUCAUGUGCUCCUACAACCGCAUUAAUAAUUCCUACGCAUGCCAAAACAGCAAGACCUUGAACGGUCUGCUAAAGGAAGAGCUCGGAUUUAACGGCUUCGUCGUGACUGACUGGUACGGUCAGCACUCUGGUGUCGGCGCUGCCUUGGCCGGCUUGGACAUGGCAAUGCCCAAUGGACUGACUUUCUGGGGACCUAAUUUCACCGAAGCGGUCACCAAUGGCAGCGUUCCUCUUUCUCGUUUAGAUGACAUGGCAACUAGAAUUGUUGCAGCAUGGUACCAAAUGAACCAGGAUGCACCUAGCUACCCUGAACUUGGUAUUGGAAUGCCGCCCAACAUUAGCGCGCCCCAUAAUAUUGUCAAUGCGCUGACCCAAGAAGCUAAGCCCGUUCUUUUUGAGGGUGCCGUGGAAGGCCAUGUACUUGUAAAGAAUGUGAACAACGCUCUGCCUCUGAGCAAACCGAAGUUGCUUUCGGUAUUUGGAUGGGAUGCUACCGCUCCUAAAGAGUUCAUGCCUAACAAUGUCCUUGUGUCAAAUGCCUGGGAAAUGGGUUACGAGCCCGUUCUUUUUGAGAUAGAGGCGCUCUCUGGUCUCUUCGGCUCUGGCGGCCAAUAUAUCGAUGAACCGUUGGACUACCAGGUAGCCUUUAAUGGUACUCUCAGCGUUGGUGGUGGCUCGGGUGCAAAUGCAGGCCCAUACAUCAGUGCACCUCUUGACGCCAUUCAGCAACGCGCCUAUCAAGACAACACUGCCGUUAUGUGGGAUACAGGUGUUAACCCAAACACACUUGGCGUUAUGGAAGCAUCUGAUGCAUGUCUCGUCUUCAUUAACGCAUUUGCUUCUGAGGGAGUGGACCGCUCUGGAACUUACGACAGCUACUCAGACGCUUUAGUGGCCAAGGUAGCAAAGACUUGCCCCAACACUAUUGUCAUAAUCCACAACGCUGGAACUCGCAUGGUCGAAUCAUUUGUUGAGAACCCCAACGUUACUGCUAUUGUGUUUGCCCAUCUGCCCGGUCAAGACUCAGGUCGCGCUAUCACAUCUCUGCUUUACGGUGACAGCAACUUCAGCGGCAAGCUUCCAUACACUGUCGCCAAGAACGAGACUGACUACCCAGCAUACUGGCAUGAUUAUGCUGUCACACCAUACGAGCUUUACCCCCAGUCCAAUUUCACCGAAGGUUGGUUCGAUGCAAAGAACAUUGAACCACGAUACGCAUUCGGAUAUGGUCUUUCAUACACCACUUUCUCUUUCUCAAACCUCAAAGUUUCUUCCGUGAAGAAUGGCAUCGCUGCCUAUCCUACCGGUGUUAUUGAGCAAGGUGGUCAAGUCGAUUUGUGGGAUACUGUGACCAAGGUCACUGCCAUUAUCAAGAAUACAGGACGCAGGUCAGGAGCUGAAGUUGCUCAGAUCUACGUCGGUAUUCCAGGAGGUCCUGUAAAGCAGCUUCGUGGAUUUGACAAGGUCCUUGUUCCUGCAGGUAAAUCGGUCCAGGUUUCCUUCCCGCUGACCCGACGUGAUCUCAGUACUUGGAAUGUGACUGCACAGAAGUGGGAAUUGCAAAGUGGAAAUUAUGAGAUCUACGUGGGCUCAUCCAGUCGGGAUCUGCCACUCAAAUCUACUCUCAAGGUUACCGCUAGCUCUAAGUAG